UUCCUGUCUGCGUCUUGGAGUUCUGUGCCCCGCGCGUCCCUGGAGCCCGGAGUCCCGCGACCCCAGGUGCCCCGCGCCCCGGAGCCCACAACCCCCGGACCCCUGGCGCUUCGCGUCCCCGGAGUCCCCGCGUCCCCCUGUGCCUGAGCCUCGCGACCUCGGGUUGCCCGAAGCCUGCGUCCCCGGAGCCCUAGUGUCCCAGCGCCCUCCCAGGAGUCCCGGCGACUGAGGCCACCCUCCGCCCGAGCCCGCGGAGAGCGCCGCCCUCCUCCGCCCCACCAGCACCAUGGCCGCCCCCGACCUGUCCACUAACCUCCAGGAGGAGGCCACCUGCGCCAUCUGCCUUGACUACUUCACCGACCCUGUGAUGACCGACUGCGGCCACAACUUCUGCCGCGAGUGCAUCCGACGUUGCUGGGGACAGCCCGAGGGCCCGUACGCCUGCCCAGAGUGCCGCGAGCUGUCCCCGCAGAGGAACCUGCGGCCCAACCGCCCGCUCGCCAAGAUGGCCGAGAUGGCGCGGCGCCUGCACCCGCCGUCGCCCGUCCCGCAGGGCGUGUGCGCCGCGCACCGCGAGCCGCUGGCUGCCUUCUGUGGAGACGAGCUGCGCCUGUUGUGCGCCGCCUGCGAGCGCUCCGGGGAGCACUGGACGCACCGCGUGCGCCCGCUGCAGGACGCGGCCGACGACCUCAAGGGAAAGCUGGAGAAGUCCCUGGAGCAUCUGCGGAAGCAAAUGGAGGAUGCGCUGCUGUUCCAGGCCCAGGCUGAGGAGACCUGUGCCCUGUGGCAGAAGAUGGUGGAGAGCCAGCGGCAGAAUGUGCUGGCGGAGUUCGAGCGGCUUCGCCGGCUGCUGGCGGAGGAGGAGCAGCGGCUGCUGCAGAGGCUGGAGGAGGAGGAACUGGAGGUCCUGCCCCCACUCCGGGAGAGCGCUGCCCGCCUGGGGCAGCAGAGCACGCAGCUGGCUGAGCUCAUCGCCGAUCUGGAGGGGCGCUGCCAGCUGCCAGCUCUGGGGCUGCUGCAGGACAUCAGGGACACCCUGCGCAGGGUCCAGGAUGUGAAGUUGCAGCCGCCUGAAGUGGUGCCCAUGGAGAUGAGGACGGUGUGCAGGGUCCCGGGGCUGGUGGAGGCCCUGCGGAGGUUCCGAGGGGACGUGACCCUGGAUCCUGACACUGCCAACCCAGAGCUGGUCCUGUCUGAGGACAGGAAGAGCGUGCGUCGGGGAGACCUGCGGCAGGCACUGCCCGACAGCCCGGAGCGCUUUGACCCCGGCCCCUGCGUGCUGGGCCGGGAGCCCCUCACAACGGGCCGUCAUUACUGGGAGGUGGAGGUGGGGGAGCGGGCCAGCUGGGCGUUGGGCGUCUGCAGGGAGACGGCCAACCGCAAGGAGAAGGGCGAGCUGUUCGCCGGCAACGGCUUCUGGAUCCUGGUGUUCCUGGGCAGCUACUACAACUCGUCCGAGCGCGCCUUUGCCCCGCUGCGCGACCCGCCGCGGCGCGUGGGCAUCUUUCUGGACUACGAGGCCGGGCACCUGUCCUUCUACAGCGCCACCGACGGCUCGCUCCUAUAUGCCUUCCCAGAGACCCCCUUCUCGGGGACCCUACGGGCCCUCUUCUCACCUCUGUCCAGCAGCCCCACCCCCAUGACCAUAUGCAGGCUGAAAGGCGGGCCCGGGGAUGUGCUGGCUCCCCAGUGAGGGGGAGGGGGACCCCGGUGGCUCCUCACCCUGGCUCCAGGGAUCGGGGCCUUCAGGCUGCGUGGGACUCCAGGCGGAUAGUGCUGCCCUCUGAGCCGGGGGAGGCGCACAGUGGAACUGAAGUCAUGCACUGGCUCCUGGCAGUGUGUGUGUGUGUGGGGCUGGCUGCGUCCUGUCCUGGGGGCCACAGGGCACUGAGACCCCGGUCACCAACUCUGGUUGCGGAGCCUUGCAGAGGUCUGGGGAGAGGCCCCACGGCCUGUGGGACAUUCUGGGACUGAAGCCUGACCCCCUAGCAGGAGCCUUCCUUUACAAGGCGGGGUGGGAUAUGCUUGCUUCGGAACAGCCAGGUACCAGCUGGUAUGCAGAGGCGGCCAGAGGAAGCUGGGAGUGCAGGUCAUGGGGCCGAGUCACUGCGCCUCCUCCACCGAUCGCAGACCACUUGGGUCUUACUGAAAAUGCUCUUCUCGGGCUCCCGGUCAGAUGCAGGACGUGUCGGGGGCCCCCUGGGGUGAGCAGGCAGAGAAGCCCACAGUCUCCCCUGGGCUGAGACCCCCUAGCUGGACUUGCCCUCUCACUGAGCUCCGUGGACCCGGAUCCAGUCCCCAGAUGUGUGCCCUGCCUGGGAGCAGGUGAGGCACAGACAGCCCCCUCCCAUUCCUGCAAACAGCCUGGGAUUAGUCUUUGUUCAGACUCUUGGUCACUCUGCUUAAAGAUGUGUGCGGAUUCUUUGUACUCCUAGGUUUUAUUUAUUGUAAGGGCUGUUCUCACAGUAAAUAAACUAACUGUUGUCUGUAA
This is a messenger RNA of Hyaena hyaena (striped hyena), 2491 nucleotides long. It is a transcript of the gene TRIM11, whose product is annotated as tripartite motif containing 11. Bases 287 to 1693 code for a protein of 468 amino acids. The transcript is spliced from 6 exons. The record is from RefSeq and is a predicted model, not a curated record. Gene Ontology annotation, molecular function: zinc ion binding; protein binding. Lineage: Eukaryota; Metazoa; Chordata; Mammalia; Carnivora; Hyaenidae.